Messenger RNA from Solanum verrucosum, 739 nucleotides. RefSeq lists its product as uncharacterized. The transcript has 10 exons. Lineage: Eukaryota; Viridiplantae; Streptophyta; Magnoliopsida; Solanales; Solanaceae. Bases 15 to 656 code for a protein of 213 amino acids. Gene Ontology annotation, molecular function: rRNA (adenine-N6-)-methyltransferase activity. Gene Ontology annotation, biological process: rRNA methylation. The record is from RefSeq and is a predicted model, not a curated record.
AGGUGAAGGUGAAGAUGAAGCUGAAGCAAUUAGAAAGUUAUCUUGGUUCUCUUGAACAAUUCUCAACCCCAAAGAUUGAACUAGAACAAUAUCCUACUGGAGCCCACAUUGCUUCUCGUAUGCUUUACACUGCUGAGAAUUCAUUUGAGGAUGUGAACAGUAAGGUGGUUGCAGAUUUUGGAUGUGGUUGUGGUACAUUAGGCCUUGCAGCUGGUCUUUUGGGAGCUGAAAGUGUUAUUGGGCUUGAUAUUGAUGCCGAGUCUCUUGAGAUUGCAUAUGCAAAUGCCGAUGAGCUUGAGCUAGACAUGGAUUUUAUUCAAUGCGACAUCAGCAACUUAAAAUGGAGAGGUCAGAUUGUUGAAACUGUGGUUAUGAAUCCACCUUUUGGAACACGGAGGAAAGGUGCUGACAUGGACUUCCUCUCUUCGGCAAUGAAGGUUGCUUCUCAAGCAGUUUAUUCCUUACAUAAAACCACAACUAGAGAACAUGUGAAAAGAGCAGCCUUGCGAGAUUAUAAUGCAAGAAGUGCUGAAGUUAUAUGUGAGCUUCGGUAUGAUGUGCCAAAACUGUACAAAUUUCACAAGAAAAAGGAGGUUGACAUUGCUGUGGACCUGUGGCGUUUUGUUCCUCAAAGAAAGCAAGAAAGAUCUCUCUAGUAUUAUAAAAAUAACAAGUAUACAGAGAUGAUGAUGCAUGUAAAAUUAAGGACACCCCAUUUCUGAACGGGAGCAGGAUGGAU